AUGACUGAGUCGAAGGAUCAGGUAACCAUCCAGGCGACUGAUGCGAAUGUGCGCUCGUCGCAGUCGCAGUCCCAGGAUGCCUCGGUGGCGGUUGUGCAGACCUCUACCCCAGAGGACUCCGAGGUGCCGGCGGACCAGAUCGACGAGGAAAAGAAAGGCUUUUUGGCUUAUUUCAAAACCAAGGAGUUUUAUAUCACGUUGGCUCUAGGACAACUUCUCGCCAUUGCUAAUACCUCGACCGGCACCUUCACCACGCUUCUCGGGCUGCAGAAUUGGGCGAUCCCGGCGUUUCAAACAUUCUUGAACUAUGUGGUUCUGAACCUGAUCUUCACUCCAUAUACGAUGUACCGCUACGGCAUCAAGGGCUGGUUCCGACUGGUGUGGCGUGACGGCUGGAAAUACAUCAUCCUGGCUUUCUGUGAUGUGGAAGGCAACUAUUUUAUCGUGCUGGCAUACAAAUACACAACGAUGCUUAGCGCACAACUAAUCAAUUUCUGGGCCAUUGUCGUAGUGGUGGUGAUAUCGUUCAUCUUCCUGCGAGUGCGAUACCACAUCUCGCAGGUGCUGGGAAUCUUAAUCUGCAUCGGCGGCAUGGGCAUCCUGAUCGCGUCGGACCACAUCACGGGCACAAACGGCGGCAACGUCACGCACGGCAACCAGCUCAAGGGCGAUUUAUUCGCGUUGCUCGGCGCCUCGUUCUACGGGCUGACCAAUACGGCCGAGGAGUACUUCGUGAGCACGCGGCCCGUGUACGAGGUGCUGGGCCAGAUGUCGUUCUUCGGCAUGAUCAUCAACGGCGUGCAGGCCGGCAUUUUCGCCCGCGACGACUUCCACGCCGCCAUCUGGAACGGCAAAGUCGGCGGCUAUCUGACCGGCUACACGCUGUGUCUGGUGCUUUUCUACUGCGUGGCCCCGCUCCUCUUCCGCCUGUCUUCGGCGGCAUUCUUCAAUAUCUCCAUGCUCACGAUGAACUUCUGGGGUGUUUGCAUUGGCAUCGAGGUCUUCCAUUACCAUGUGCAUUGGAUGUACCCCAUUGCCUUUGUCCUCAUCAUCGUCGGUCAGCUCGUCUACUACCUCGGCCGUAGGGUCCUCGGUGAGUCUCGCAAGCCCUGGCUCGGCCGGAACCAGGAGCGCGGGAUUGCUGGCCUCUUUACUGCCAAGAAGAAGAUCGAGACUGUCACCCCUGCCGGUGCAGAUCCCCAUGAUCAUGACCCCGAACGGCCUCCUGCUGCAAAUACUAGCGCCGCCUAA
This is a messenger RNA of Penicillium alfredii, 1251 nucleotides long. Its product is annotated as DUF914 domain membrane protein. Gene Ontology annotation, biological process: transmembrane transport. The record is from RefSeq and is a predicted model, not a curated record. The transcript has 3 exons. Gene Ontology annotation, molecular function: transmembrane transporter activity. Lineage: Eukaryota; Fungi; Ascomycota; Eurotiomycetes; Eurotiales; Aspergillaceae. Gene Ontology annotation, cellular component: membrane. Bases 1 to 1251 code for a protein of 416 amino acids.